Molecule: messenger RNA, 927 nt
Organism: Mangifera indica (mango)
Lineage: Eukaryota; Viridiplantae; Streptophyta; Magnoliopsida; Sapindales; Anacardiaceae
Exons: 1
Coding region: 407-748 (113 amino acids)
Cellular component (GO): nucleolus
Source: RefSeq, a predicted model, not a curated record
UGUCGAAAUUCAAAACUUAUAAAAUUGUUUCAACUCGCUCUUUUGAAUCAAUAAACUCAUAGUUAGAGUUAGAGUUUGAAACAUAAUAGUAAUGGACAAAUUGCUUUUAUGAGAUGUGAGUUGAGUGAAUUCAAUGGUCAGUUUUCUUUGACAACCCUUAUCUUCAAAUUUUUUAUGACUUUUCGAUAACUCAUUCCCAGCUCUAAUUGGGCUUUUCAGAUUUGCUGUUUGCACGGAUCACCCCUGUUUGAGGGGUUCUAAUCAGAGUAUUUCUAAGAAACAUCAGGGGUGAAUAUGUGGUUUCACCAAGUUAAUAUCUGCCUGGAUCAGAAAGGCAAAACACAAAACGAAGGCGGUGCGGCCGUGAAGCUAAAAGAAAAAGCAAGUGAUAUUCGAUUGCAGAAGAAUGUCAGAUCCGUACGAGAGAGUGAAGGGAGGGAGGCUGAGUUUCAAAGACGGAAGUCUCGCCACUCGAAAGUCCAUCGACAAGAAGAAAAAGAAGAAGAAGCACAAGAAAGAUGACGAAUUUCAGCCGUCCGCAGUCGUCCUCGUCGUCGAUGGUUCUGGUGACACAAACAGCGAAGCAGGACAAACCUACACCAUUGACGCUGCUAAAAACAUGAAGUACGACGAGCUCUUCCCCGUUGAGACCAAAAAGUUCGGUUACGAUCCUAAAACCGACGUUAAAACCGUCGAAGAUGCUCUCGAUGAUCGCGUGAAGAAGAAGGCUGACCGUUACUGUAAAUGAAAACGAAAUUUGUUCUCUUUAUGUUCUAAAACUACGCCGUUUUCGUCUUUUAAGUGUUUAAUUCUUUUAAAAAAAAAAAUUAACUCGAGAAGUUGUAAUUUGUGUAUUGUAGUUCGUUUGUUUUCUGUUUAUGAUUACUUUCGAGCUUGAAAGAAGUGAAGUGAAGCUAAAUUUUGAGA